AUGGACUACGUCUCCGACAUGAGCCGCGCCGCGCCCAAGGGGCUGUUCCCGCCGGAGCCCGAGAAGUAUACGGGGCUGAAGCUCAAGGUGGCAAUCCUGGGCCCGGGGCUGGCCGGCAUGUCUACCGCCGCCGAACUGCUCGACCAGGGCCACAAGCGCGGAUGCGAGCAGGUGGACAUCUACGAGGCGCGGCCGUUAUUAGGCGGCAAGGUGGCGAGCUUUCAAGACAAGGACGGCAACCACAUCGAGAUGGGGCUGCACGUCUUCUUCGACUGCUACAACAACCUCUUCCGCCUCAUGGCCAAUGCAAGCGCACCCUCUUCUGCCUCAUGGCCAAGGCAAGCGCAACCCGUCUUGCCUCAUGGCCAAGGCAAGCCCACCCUCUUCCGCUUCGUAGCCCAAACACUUCUCACCAUUGGCAAACGAACGAAAAUCAUUUACAGUGCUUUGGCGUUGGUGAUACAUUCCUCGUCACAUCACAUCACAUCAUCACCCGUGCCUCCCCGCUGCGCCUCUCCCAUGCAUGCAUGCGUGCAGCCGGUGGACAAGGCGUUCAACGCGCUGGCACUGGCAACAAGCCCCGUGGUGCGAGCGCUGGUGGACCCCGAGGGCGCCUUCCAGGUCAUCCGCGACCUCGACAAGGCACGCCCCGCCCCUCCCCUCCCCCUCCCACGUCACCCCCCUCCUCCCCUGCGUCACCCCCCUCCUCCCCCCUCCCUCCAUCUCCAUACCCCACCCCACCACUCGCCCCCUCACCUCGGCUAUGCAAGUCCUUGCUCUCUCACCUUGCUGAGAAAGCCAUGCUUAUUUGCAUUCCUGUCCACCGUGAGCUUCAGCGAGUGGUUCACGUCGCACGGCGGCACAAGGGAGAGCAUCAAGCGCAUGUGGGACCCGGUGGCAUACGCGCUGGGGUUCAUAGACUGUGACAACAUCAGUGUGCGCUGCAUGCUCACCAUCUUCGCCUUCUUCGCCACCAAGACCGAGGUAUCCAUGCUGCGCAUGCUCUAUGGCUCGCACGACCGCUUCCUCGCCGACCCGAUCGCCAAAUACAUCACUGACUGCAGAGGCAGGUUCCACGUGCGGCAACUGUGCCAGGAGGUGCUCUACUCCACCGCCGCUGAUGGCUCCACCGUUGUCACUGGCCUGCACAUGAAGCAGACGGGAGGCAAGGGGCACAUUGUGACAGCUGAUGCAUAUGUUGCUGCUCUGGACGUGCCGGGGGCGAAGAGGCUGGUGCCGAAGGAGUGGAGGGAGCGGUGGGGGCAGUUCAGGGACAUCUAUGAGCUGGUGGGCGUGCCCGUCAUCACCGUGCAGCUGCGCUACGAUGGCUGGGUCACUGAGAUGAACGACAUCGAGCUCUCCAGCCGCAUAUUCCCCUCCCUUGCCGCCCUCUGCUACUGUCUUCUUCCCCCCUACAGGCAGCUGGCACUGGCGGCAGGGCUGGACAAUCUGCUCUACUCGCCCGAUGCGGACUUCUCAUGCUUUGCUGACCUGGCGCUCACAAGCCCUAACGACUACUACAAGGAGGGACAGGGCUCGCUCAUGCAGUCAGUGCCCCUCCCCCCCUACCCUUCCCCUGUUCACUCCUGCCGUACCCAUCCCCGCCACUCAUGCUUGCUGGUUGCGCUGGCCACCAUGGGUCAUUCAUUCAGGCACUGUCCCUUCUCCCCUCCACCCCCCCUCACAUGCCGUCCCUGGUCCUCACUGCUCCCAUCAAUCCAUUUUCCCUUCAUGCAGCCACAUACUCGCCAAUUUAACCUAUCGUCUGUUCACCCCCGUAGGGGCCUGACACUGCUUUGGCACUCGGUGGUGAAGAUCAACCAGUCGUUGUACCGCGAGGCGCCCGACCUCGACCAGUUCCACCCCGACCAGAAGUCGCCCGUCCCCAACUUCUUCCUCGCCGACUCCUACACCAAACAGGACUACCUAGACAGCAUGGAGGGCGUCACGGUGUCGGGCAGGAAGGCAGUAGCACGCAUCUGUGAGGCGGGGGAGGCCAUUAGUGCACUCGCCUCCUAG
Molecule: messenger RNA, 2019 nt
Organism: Closterium sp. NIES-65
Lineage: Eukaryota; Viridiplantae; Streptophyta; Zygnematophyceae; Desmidiales; Closteriaceae
Source: the annotation of a GenBank genome assembly